CUGCAGAUUACGGUAAAACAUGCGUUACGGCUUGCCCUGACGUCGUACCGCGGCAUCAAUCGUCCACCACAUGCCCGUGUGCGUUUUACAGUCUCACGGGGCAUUCAAGAGCACCACGCGUGGUCCCGCGAACACGCCGACAGGCUCGUCUUGAACAGCACACACCCGCUCUCCGAGUGUACGCACCGUCAGAGUCGAGGAAAGGCGUGUAAAAGCCACGAAGCUUUGCGUGGGCCUCGUGGCCGCUCACGCCAAGCUCGCAAACGUACAGUGCGUCGCGCGGCGGAUGGUCCGCGCUCGCGUCCUACGUCCUACCUGACCCGCGGCUCCGAACUCCCCUCCGCCUCGUCGCCCACCCAGACACCCAUCUGCGACGUUUCGUGCAAGCCCGGCGGUCUUCGCGUUCAAGGGCCCGCCUGCGUGCACGGGAGUCAGCCUGUGAUAGAAUUGAGUCCGCUGGUCACUGGGCAUGAGGACUGCAGCGCUUACCUCGAGUGCAGCAAACGAUGACGUCUGUAGACGAGUUGUAUCUGCAUGCACCAGGACUUCCGUCGCAUUAGCAGCACAUCCCGCAAGGUUGAGAACGAACACUGCUCUGGAUGGUGACGGGCGCGGGACGAAGGGCCUACAGCGGCGUCGAG
Messenger RNA from Trametes versicolor FP-101664 SS1, 641 nucleotides. RefSeq lists its product as uncharacterized. Lineage: Eukaryota; Fungi; Basidiomycota; Agaricomycetes; Polyporales; Polyporaceae. The record is from RefSeq and is a predicted model, not a curated record. The transcript has 2 exons. The annotation marks the transcript as partial.